This is a messenger RNA of Limulus polyphemus (Atlantic horseshoe crab), 5260 nucleotides long. RefSeq names its product STAM-binding protein-like. The transcript has 10 exons. The record is from RefSeq and is a predicted model, not a curated record. The coding region runs from base 133 to 1458 and encodes 441 amino acids. Gene Ontology annotation, biological process: protein K63-linked deubiquitination. Gene Ontology annotation, molecular function: K63-linked deubiquitinase activity; protein binding; metal-dependent deubiquitinase activity. NCBI's taxonomy places the organism in Eukaryota, Metazoa, Arthropoda, Merostomata, Xiphosura, Limulidae. Gene Ontology annotation, cellular component: membrane; endosome.
UAUAUCUAUACCGAUGUUGAUGAUUAAUACUAAUAAUUAGUUAAAUUACAUUUCGAAGUGAGUCAUUGUGAAUUCUGUGUAAAUCGUAACGUAUAUCUUCUAUUUAUUAUUUCAUCAUUUAAUUCAUAGAGCAUGCCUUCCAUAAAGGAUUCAAGUGAAUUGACUCCAGAUCCCCAUACUCGUGUAAGACAACUUGGUGAAGUGGGUAGUUCAGUGGUUGUGGAUCCUAACAUCCCUCCUCAUCGUUAUUUCCGUUCUGGAAAUGAAAUGGUUAGAAUGGCAAAGGUAUAUAUGGAUGAGCAAAAUCUGGAAAAUGCAUUCAUACUUUAUACAAAAUACAUCACAUUAUUUGUUGAGAAGCUGCCAAAGCAUCCUGACUACAAACAUGCAUCUGCUGCUGAAAAAGCUAAUACAAAACAAAAGCUGAAACAGAUUUUCCCUGUAGCAGAGCAGUUGAAGUCCAGUUUGUUAGAGGCAUACAAUAAAGAGUAUGAACAGUGGUUAGAAGAAAAGAGGAGAAUAGAAGAAGCUGUAGAGCAGGAAAGACGAAGAAAACAGGAAGAGGAAGAGCGUAGACAGAAGGCAGAACAAGAACGAGCCACAUUUGAGAAAGAGAAGCAGUGGCGACUUGCUCAAGAACGUGAGAGACAAAAGUUGUCCAACUACUCCCAAGAUGAAAGGGUUCUUCCUGAAAACCAGCUUUAUCCUGGAGAACUAUAUCCAGAGUCCCCGAUGGACACUAGAAAUAAUUCCCAUUCUAGAGAUAAUUUAGUGCUUGAUGAAGGAUUGGGAAUGAAUGAAGAUAUACCUGUGGUUGUAUCACCAAUUGAAGAUAUGAUCAUUGGAAACCUUCCUGUACCAGUAGUGGAUCGUUCCACUAAACCAAGCUCUCUUCUAAGUCCUGGACCUAGUUCUACUCAUGCCUUUGGUCUCCGAACAGUGAUAGUACCUGUUGGUCUCAUGGAUAGUUUUCUGCAGCUAGCUCAAUCCAAUACCAGUCAAAAUGUUGAAACAUGUGGAAUUCUCUCAGGAAAGCUGUGUCAGAACAGAUUUACUAUUACCCAUCUUCUUGUUCCCAAACAACGAGGUACUUCAGACUCAUGCUCCACUGACAAUGAAGAAGAUAUAUUAUCGUAUCAAGAUGAGCAUGAUCUAAUCACAUUAGGUUGGAUACAUACACACCCAUCACAGACAGCCUUCAUGUCCAGUGUUGAUUUGCACAGUCACUGCUCUUAUCAGCUAAUGAUGCCAGAGGCUAUUGCUAUUGUUUCAUCUCCUAAAUAUCAAGAAACGAAGAUAUUUAGUUUGACUACUGACUAUGGAGUAGAUUACAUAGCCAACUGUAGGCAAACUGGAUUUCACCCUCACCCAAGUGAACCUCCUUUGUAUGAAGAGAGUACACAUGUUGAGCUGGAUAGCAGAAUGGAUGUUAAGCUGGUGGAUCUAAGAAAACGGUGAAGUAAAUGUUAGACAUUUCCUAAACGUCUCUUCACAGUGUUGAGUUUUACACACUGUUGUUUUUUCUGAAGCUUAUUGCAUGCUACUAGGUUAACACAGAAACAUUGAUUAUAUAAUACAAGCAUCAUUUUAGAGACACUUGGUGUUUUCUGGUAGGAUAGAAACACAAAGGUUUUGUGAGCUACUAGAAGAUAGCCAGAGCACUAUUAAACUGAAAUAAGUUGAUUUUUUUUUUUAAAUCAUUGCUGCAUGUAAAUAAAGUAUUAGUCCCCUUUGUAACCUCAAGUACAUUUCAGUACAAAACCAUAUCUCACUCCUAUGUAAUAUUUUUGUGCUACUAAAACACGUUAUUCAUUCCUAAGUUAUGUAAAAAAAAAGACAUAUUUAUAAUUUCACUGAGAUUUGGUUUUAAAAUGCUUAUAUUGUGGAGUAACGAUUAACAACAAAAAUAUUUUGGAUUUUUUUUCAAAAAUAGUAUUAACAAAAAUAGCAAAAAAAUUUACUUACAUUUAAUCAAUGUGAUAGAUGAAUAUUUAUAGCAAGCUGGUGCUGAUAUGAGGCAUAAAAGAUGAUUUGUGAAUAAAAAAAUAGCAAAUAAUGGCUUCUAAACAUUGUAAGACCUACCUACAAUAGUAUACAGAAUUUCUCUCAUCAUACCAGAUAUUUAAACAGCAUGAUGAGCCUUAUUUUUUUUUAAACACCAUCUAGAGAUUAACAUUUACAUUUUAAUUCACUGAGAUUAGGUAGGAAGUGCUUUUAUUCCAAGCUUGGAGGUUAUAUGUUUUUCUUCAUAAAAGUUAAUAAAAACAACAAACCAGGAUGUGAUGUGGGUAUAGGGAGUAUUAGGUAAUGACAUUGAUAAAAGCUAGACAUGAAGUAUCUGAAGUUAUAUAUUUGUCUUGCUUUUGUACAUGUGAUUUUUUUUUAUUAAGAAUUGGUAACCUAACCAAUCUACUCAAUAGCUUUAGUAACAGUAAUAAAACAAUGCAAAAUUCUGGUGAAAUUAAUAAAUUGGUCUGUUUUAUUGUAUUUCCCGUAUGAGAAAGUUCUUCAUAACCUUGUCAAUAAAAACAACUUGAACUGUUUAUUAAAGGAAUCGUAUAUUUAUGUUGUAGCAUUUUAUCUCAGUUUUGACAGUAGAUACAGAAUCCACUAAAACCAGUUUAAUACUUCUUUCCUUUUAUAAUCUUUCCAAAAUAGUUGAUGAAAUAUAUAUAAAUGUUAUCAUUCACUUGGUGUAAGGCCAUUAAUCUGGUAAUGUUUGGAGGUAUAUAUUUAACCUACAGUCACUAGCUAGCAUCGUGUAGUUAUUGUAGAAUACUACGUCACCAAUGAGAUGUUUUUUUAUUUUUGUCAUGUCUUAUGAAAAUUUACAAAGUGGAGAAAUGAAAUUUAAAUAUGCUGUGUUUUGUUUGUUUUGGUAUGAAUGAAACUAAGAAUAUAUUUCAAUAUAAUAUUACUGAUCAGAAAUAGAAAGUACUAUAGCAGUUGAUUGCAUUCCUGCCACAUAAGCCACGUUAUGUUUUACUGGAAAAAAUGUCAUUGAUUAACUUAUAUAUAUAAAGUGAAAGUGAAGUAAAUAUGACAUGCAUUACUAUCAUCAUAACUGGAAAUUGUUAAUAUACAUUAGGUAAUUUGUAUCAUUGUGUUUGGAAUUCAUAAUUUGUGCUUAAAGGCACUUAGGCCAGGCUUAGAAGUGGUUCAUUCCAUGCAUUAUUGGAGAUAUUUGCAAUAGGUCUUUCCUACUUAACACACUUCUGAAAUCAUUGGAUAUUAUAUAAGUGGUCAGGUAAGAGUCGGUAUGAGUUUCAAAGACUGUUGCUAAAUUAACGUAAGGUAUUACAAUAAUUACGACUUGCAUCUGUGCCUUUAUAGUCACAGUGUAAUAUUAGUUGUAAAGACGUUUUGAUAUAGCUUAUCAAAUUUACAAUUCUGAUCUUAUCAGUGAUAAGUCCUAAGAAAUAAAUUGAGUUUAAGAAUGUGUAUUUGUCCACCAAAAGUAUCUCUCUAAAGAAUGUUAUGCGUUUAUAAAAAAAAAAAGAAAUAUAUAUAUAGGAAAAUUUAAGAGGCAUUUGUUAUAUUAAUGUAUAUAUAUCUAGGUUUUGUAUGCUUGGGUUAACUUAUAUUGUUGGUUUUUAAGUGCUGUUCUAGCCUGAUGACCCUUUUUUUGAAGCAUGUAUAUGCAGAAUUAGUUUGAGAUAGAAAGGAUUAAUUUGAAUUUUUUUUAAAGAAAUCUUAGUUAGAGAAAUGUGAUUCAUUCAGAAGAUUCAGGGGACAUCAUCUUGCUUAUUUGAAGGUGAAUUCCCAUUCUGUCAGCACAGUUACAAACUUUAUGAUUGGUGGUUUUUGCCUUUAAAUAUUUUGAAAUAGGUAAAAACAUUUUCUACAAACAAUUUCAAACAGAUAAAUGAAGUCAAUUAAGUUUAGCAAGAUUUGCAAUAGCUUAACCCUUUCACUUUGCAAUUAAUUUUCAGGCUGAUUCCCAAAAAGUGUCAAUUAUUCACCAAAAAAUAAAAGUAUGAAUUUGACCCUUUGUAUUACUCUUUCAAUAUCUGAUGGUAGUAUUCCUUGAAAAUGAAAACUGUAUUGGAUAGUGAAAAAUAAUGAUUUAAACAAAAAAAAACUGAGGAAAAUUAGGAGAAAAGUUUUUUCAGUAAAUAAAUAUAGGCAAAACUAAGUCAGUAAGAGGCCAAACUCAUUACAAAAUAUAAAACAAAUUGAUUAGAUGACAAUAUCCAAGAUGUAUAUAAGCUGUCUUUAUACAGAUUCUGUAUGUGUUCCUACAAAGUUGACAGUUUUGUAAUGAGGCACCAAAAUAUACAUGUUUCAUGGCAUAGAACACAGAUGGCAGCACGAAUGCAGGUUUGGCGAUUGUUUUAAGUACAGGGGGGAUAUUCCCACAUGUCUAAGUAGAGAGAGACUUUUUUUUUGGUAGCCAUGGGUUAAAUCUGAAUUUCGCAGUUGGUGGAUAUAAAUGUUUGUUUGGAUAUAUCAAAACUAUAGAGCAAAAGGGUGAAAUGCUGAUCUCUGCCUGUGGAUUAAUCUUUCUUUUAAGAAGAAAAAGUAAAGUAAUUUAACAUGUAUCAAAAAGAUUUUAUUCUUUGCUUAAUUUUAUAAUUUAUCAAUGAAUUGUUUUUCAGGAAAUUAAAUGUAUAAAAAUUGUUUUUCUGGUGUCAUAUGUGUCAAGUAUUGGUGUUUGCUAAUGCAAUACAAACUUUGCUUUAUGUAUACUUCUGUUGUCAUUUCAGACUUGACACUUAUUUUUUGGUCAUAAUUUUUACCUGAAUUCCUAAUCUUUUUUUCUUCUUCUGUUAGUAAAUUAGUGGAGAUAUACUUUUCAUUUUUUAACAUUGUUAAGUGCUUCACAUAUAAAAGUUUUCCAAGCCUUGCAUGUUACUGAUGAUGUUAUUGUACCUGGGAUGAGCAAACAGAGGGAGAGAGAGAGAGUGUGUAAUUUAUAAGUGAAAACAAGGGAUGACCUGUAGAAGGCAUGACUAGUUAACACUGACAUAAACUUAUUACCAGCAAACAUAAUCUGGUCAAGAUACAAGACUGGAGUUGGACAAAUUAUGAUGUGGUUUUGCUCCAACAGUACUUGCUAUUGAUUAAAUGUACCAAGAUUAUGUGAUAAUAGUGUUUUUAUUAAUAAGUCUCCUAUUUAAAUCAAAAUUUUGACUUUUGAUAGAUAGCAACUGUUAGAGGAGAGAUUCAGGAAGUUGGAAGUGAUACAAAAAAAAACAAGUUAUAGUACUUUAAUUUUAGUGUUAGCUUAUGAACAGAACUGUAUUUGAAAUUAUAAAUU